Molecule: messenger RNA, 1781 nt
Organism: Hyaena hyaena (striped hyena)
Lineage: Eukaryota; Metazoa; Chordata; Mammalia; Carnivora; Hyaenidae
Product: cytochrome P450 2F5
Exons: 9
Coding region: 1-1497 (498 amino acids)
Biological process (GO): xenobiotic metabolic process
Cellular component (GO): cytoplasm; intracellular membrane-bounded organelle
Molecular function (GO): oxygen binding; heme binding; iron ion binding
Source: RefSeq, a predicted model, not a curated record
AUGCCGGAGGCUGCUUUCACCACAGACAGCAUGAGCGCUGCCAUCUUGUUCCUGCUCCUGGCUCUCGCCUGUGUGUUCCUGGUGCUCAGUUCAAGGGGCAAAGGCCGGCUGCCCCCAGGCCCUAGGCCUCUCCCACUCCUGGGAAACCUGCUGCAGCUUCGCUCCCAAGAUAUGCUGACCUCUCUCACCAAGCUGAGCAAGGUGUACGGCUCGGUGUACACAGUGUACCUGGGGCCCAGGCGCGUAGUGGUCCUUAGCGGGUACCAGGCCGUGAAGGAGGCUCUUGUGGACCAAGGGGACGAUUUUAGUGGCCGUGGCGACUACCCCACCUUUUUCAACUUCACUAAGGGCAAUGGCCUCGCCUUCUCCAAUGGGGACCGGUGGAAGGCCCUGAGGAGGUUCUCUAUCCAGAUUCUGCGGAACUUCGGGAUGGGCAAGAAGAGCAUCGAGGAGCGGAUCCUGGAGGAAGGCAGCUUCCUGCUGGCGGAGCUACAGAAAACUGAAGGCAAGCCCUUCGACCCCACGUUUGUGCUCAGCCGCUCGGUGUCGAACAUUAUCUGCUCGGUGCUCUUCGGCAGCCGCUUCGACUACGACGAUGAACGUCUGCUCACCAUUGUCCACCUUAUCAAUGACAACUUCCAAAUCAUGAGCACCCCCUGGGGAGAGCUGUACAACGUCUUUCCGAGCGUCCUGGACUGGUUACCUGGGCCGCACCGACGCCUUUUCCGGAACUUCGGGUGCAUGAAGGACCUCAUCGCCCGCAGCGUCCGCGACCACCAGGACUCCCUCGACCCCAGCGCUCCCCGCGACUUCAUCGACUGCUUCCUCAACAAGAUGGCACAAGAGAAGCAGGACCCGCACAGCCACUUCUACAUGGAUACCCUGCUGAUGACCACGCACAACCUGCUCUUUGGGGGCACCGAGACGGUGGGCACCACGCUGCGCCACGCCUUCCUUGUGCUCAUGAAGUACCCAAAAGUGCAAGCCCGCGUACAGGAGGAGAUCGACAGCGUUGUGGGACGCGCGCGGCUGCCGGCGCUGGACGACCGAGCGGCCAUGCCUUAUACAGAUGCGGUGAUCCACGAGGUGCAGCGCUUCGCAGACGUCAUCCCCAUGAACUUGCCGCACCGCGUCACUCGGGACACAGCCUUCCGGGGCUUCCUGAUACCCAAGGGCACGGAUAUCAUCACCCUCCUUAAUACAGUCCACUAUGACCCCAGCCAGUUCCUGACACCCCAGGAAUUCAACCCUGAGCAUUUUCUCGAUGCCAAUCAGUCCUUCAAGAAGAGCCCUGCCUUCAUGCCCUUCUCAGCCGGUCGCCGAGUGUGCCUGGGCGAGUCGCUGGCGCGCAUGGAGCUCUUCCUCUACCUCACCGCCAUCCUGCAGAACUUCUCGCUGCAGCCGCUGGGGGCGCCCGAGGACAUCGACCUGACCCCGCUCAGCUCCGGGCUCGGCAACAUCCCGCGGCCUUUCCAGCUGUGCCUGCGCGCGCGCUGACUUCGCCGCCCUUCUGGAAGGAGCCAGGAGGCCCGCCGCGGGGCGGGCCCCGUCCUCUUCUCGUUCCGCUGUGCCCCCGAUGCCUCUCGCUGCCACACUUGCUUCCUCGCACCCGAGCCCGCCGCUUACGCAUCCCUCCAUCCCCUCCAUCUCGACCUGGUCUGGCGCGCGCCCCCCAGAAGCAGAGAAACGCGAAGGCAAGGGGAAGUGCCUGCCUCGUUCAUAUUGCGCGCCCUCUUGGGGGCUGUUUGUGUCAUUUUCUAGUAAAUUAUAAAAGAUUCAAA